This is a messenger RNA of Aspergillus aculeatus ATCC 16872, 2021 nucleotides long. RefSeq names its product C1 family peptidase. The record is from RefSeq and is a predicted model, not a curated record. NCBI's taxonomy places the organism in Eukaryota, Fungi, Ascomycota, Eurotiomycetes, Eurotiales, Aspergillaceae. Gene Ontology annotation, molecular function: cysteine-type aminopeptidase activity. Gene Ontology annotation, biological process: L-homocysteine catabolic process; proteolysis; response to toxic substance. Gene Ontology annotation, cellular component: cytoplasm. Bases 238 to 1689 code for a protein of 483 amino acids. The transcript is spliced from 3 exons.
CCCCGGUUGUCGGUUGGCUGUAUUUAUUGCAACAUGCCGCCAUUUCCCCCUCUCUGAGAAAACCUCAUUCAACUUCCCCAGUAUAAUCGUGAGCCAGUUUCCUAGAAUGGGAACCGCCUACUCCAAGCCCGCAGCUACUCCCAGCGAGAAAACUGCCUCAUCCUUUGCACAGGUCUACACCGAUGAAUCCCCGCAAUCUCGUACGCUUUCCCCAACCCAACACUACAAUGACAGACCAUGUCUUUAACAGUGCCAACUCCAGCACCACCCUACCAAUUCCCCGAUGACGACCUCGAGCCCGAGGCAGAGCGCAUCCCGACGCUAUCCCUUUCCAACCUGAAAUCCUGGAACGAGUCCCUCCUCCGCGAUCCCAAGAACCGCCUCGCAAUCACCACCCUCUCCAGCCAACCCUACCCCGAACUCCUCACCAACCGCACAACCCUGCACACCACCUCGCAACACAUCUUCAACCUGCGAAUCCCCGAAGAAGGCGCCCCAAUCACGAACCAACGCUCCUCCGGCCGCUGCUGGCUGUUCGCGUCGACCAACAUCUUCCGCCUCCCCAUCAUGCAAGAAUACAACCUCCGGGAGUUCGAACUCUCGCAAGCCUACCUCUUCUACUGGGACAAGCUCGAAAAAGCCAACUGGUUCUUCGAGCAGAUGCUCGCCACAGCCACCACCGAGGAUCUGUCGGGGAGACUCGUGCAGAAGCUGCUCGAGGACCCCGUCACCGACGGCGGCCAGUGGGAUAUGGUCGUCAACCUCGUCCGGAAGUACGGGCUCGUGCCGUCGACGGUAUACCCGGACAACUACAACGCCAUGAACAGUAGCCGGAUGAAUUGGUUAAUUACCGCCAAGCUGCGCGAGCAGGGGCUUGUUCUGCGGAGGCUGAAGCGCGAAGGUGGCGGACGAGGCGUGGCGGAGGCGAAGACGCGGUUCCUCAAGGAGAUUCACUCGUUGGUGACGAUUCUGCUGGGUCCGGCGCCGAGUCCGGACGAGCGGUUCGUGUGGCAGUUUUAUGAUGCCGCCGGGAAAGCGAGGACGGUGCAGGUGUCGCCGAGGGAGUUUGCGGGGCGGGUGAGUACCGAGACCGCGGUGCGGAAGCUCGGCGGGAGGGUGUCUGUGGCUCCCGCUAGGUUGUUUAGCUUGGUGAACGAUCCCCGGAAUGAGUAUAAUCGGUUGUUGACGGUGGAGCGGUUGGGGAAUGUGCUUGAGGGAAGGCCGCUGACGUAUGUUAAUGUCGAGAUGAAGAUCCUGAAGAACGCAGUCAUCGCCAUGCUCAAAGCAGGCCACCCCGUCUUCUUCGGCUGCGACGUCGGCAAAUCCUCUGACACAUCUCUAGGCGUCAUGGACGCGGACCUGACCGACCUCGCCCUCGCGUUCAACGUCUCCCUCGGGAUGAGCAAGGCCGAGCGUCUGGCCAGCGGCGAGUCGGCCAUGACCCACGCCAUGGUCAUCACGGGGGUGCAUCUCGAGGACGACGGCACGCCCGUGCGUUGGCGCGUCGAGAACUCCUGGGGCGAGGCCGCCGGCCAGAAGGGCUGGUUCGUCAUGACCGAUCGCUGGAUGGACGAGUAUACCUUCCAGGCGGUGGUGGACGCGGAGUUUGUCUCGCGCGAGGUCCGCGAGAUCCUGGAGCAGAGCCCCAAGGUAUUGCCGCGGUGGGAUCCGUUGGGGGUUCUUGCGUGAUGGCUUCAAAGGUAGGGGUAUGAAGCUGUGGGGUGAUGUAUACAAAUUUAGUUGUUUGCUGGUAUUGCAUGGGCUGAGAUUAUAGCAUAAGUAUUCUUCCAGGGUGAACUCAUACAUCUCGUAUAAAGCCGGGGCUGGGUUCUCAGCACCCAAUGACACUCGCAUAGGUACUGUGCAUGUCCGGUUGAACUUGUGCGUCAAGUGAGACCCCCGAAAUAUUCAAAACAAAUUCGACCAUACUAGUGGAGUUCACGGCAUUAUCGGUAGAGAAGGAUUUAGUCUUGAAGCAGACGGCAUGACCAUUGAUAUGACCCCGAGCCGCUGCACCUGGG